This is a messenger RNA of Saccharomyces cerevisiae S288C, 963 nucleotides long. RefSeq names its product polynucleotide 5'-phosphatase (gene CTL1). The record is from RefSeq and is marked reviewed. Gene Ontology annotation, cellular component: nucleus; cytoplasm. The transcript has a single exon. NCBI's taxonomy places the organism in Eukaryota, Fungi, Ascomycota, Saccharomycetes, Saccharomycetales, Saccharomycetaceae. Bases 1 to 963 code for a protein of 320 amino acids. Gene Ontology annotation, molecular function: polynucleotide 5'-phosphatase activity; mRNA 5'-triphosphate monophosphatase activity; hydrolase activity.
AUGUCUGACCAACCCGAGACUCCUUCCAAUAGUAGAAAUUCUCAUGAAAAUGUUGGCGCAAAGAAAGCUGACGCUAAUGUUGCCUCGAAAUUCAGAAGCUUGCAUAUCUCUGAAACCACUAAGCCAUUAACAUCAACUAGAGCUUUAUACAAAACCACAAGAAACAAUUCAAGAGGUGCGACAGAAUUCCAUAAACAUGUUUGUAAGUUAGCAUGGAAAUAUCUUGCUUGUAUUGAUAAAUCGUCGAUAUCACACAUUGAAAUCGAAAUGAAAUUUGGUGUUAUAACAGACAAAAGGACACAUCGCAGGAUGACACCACACAACAAGCCCUUUAUUGUUCAAAACAGAAAUGGCCGCUUAGUGUCUAACGUUCCUGAGCAAAUGUUCUCGAGUUUCCAGGAGCUACUCCGCUCAAAAUCGGAGAAUCCAAGUAAAUGUGCCCCAAGAGUAGUAAAACAGGUACAAAAGUAUACGAAAGAUUCUAUAUAUAACUGCAACAAUGCCUCGAAAGUUGGCAAAUUAACUUCAUGGCGUUGUUCGGAAGACCUUAGAAACAAAGAACUUAAACUUACUUACAUCAAAAAGGUCCGGGUCAAGGAUUUUCUCAUUCGCUAUCCUCAAAGUUCAUUAGACGCUAAAAUUAGCAUCAGCCUUGAAGUGCCUGAAUACGAAACUUCUGCCGCUUUCAGGAAUGGCUUUAUUUUACAAAGAACCAAAAGCCGUUCCACCUACACCUUUAAUGAUAAAAUGCCUUUACACUUGGAUUUGACAAAGGUUACUACCACGCGAAGGAACUCCCAUCAAUACACGUCCCAUGAAGUGGAGGUAGAAAUGGAUCCUAUAUUCAAGGAGACAAUUUCCGCUAAUGAUAGGGAGAAGUUUAAUGAGUAUAUGUGCUCGUUUUUGAAUGCCAGCGACCUUAUACGUAAGGCUGCAGAACGCGAUAACAUGUUAACGACAUGA